Molecule: messenger RNA, 3621 nt
Organism: Kogia breviceps (pygmy sperm whale)
Lineage: Eukaryota; Metazoa; Chordata; Mammalia; Artiodactyla; Physeteridae
Gene: ZUP1
Product: zinc finger containing ubiquitin peptidase 1
Source: RefSeq, a predicted model, not a curated record
CGAAGCCAAGCAGAGGGCAGUGUGGCCGGCCUGUGGCCGACUCUCCAGGCCGGUAGGAAGUGACCGUCCAGCCCUAGUUCCCUGGGCCCAACGCUUUGAUCCAUUACCUGCUGUACCAUGCUGUCUUGCAAUAUAUGUGGUGAAACGGUAACCUCAGAACCAGACAUGAAGGCUCACCUCCUAAUUGUUCACAUGGAAAAUGAAGUUACAUGUCCAUUUUGCAAGUUGUCAGGUGUGAGUUAUGAUGAAAUGUGUUUUCAUAUUGAAACUGCUCAUUUUGAGCAAAAUGAACUAGAAAAAAACUUUGAGAGGAUUAAUACAGUACAGUAUGGAACUUGCAAUAGCAGGAAGGACAGCACCCUACAGUGUAGAAUGGAAGUUAAUUCAAGUAUUCAUUCAGCUUGUGCAUCUAAUCAUCCGAAAAUUUCAGCUCAAGGCCCGCCUAACAAUGGUAUUUUAAAACAUAAAGGCUUUUAUUCAGAGAACUUAACUGAAUCUAGAAAAUUCCUGAAAAGUAAGGAAAAACAGUCUGACCGAACCAAAAUUAAAGGAUCAAUUUAUGAAGCAGUGUAUAGUCCUCCUGAAUGUCCAUUCUGUGGAAAAAUAGAAGGUUGUAGUCAAGAUAUGGAAACUCAUGUGAAAACAGAGCAUGCCGAUCUUUUAGACACUCCAUUGGAAGAUUGUAAUCAGCCACUCUAUGACUGCCCUAUGUGUGGGCUCAUCUGUACAAAUUACCAUAUUCUCCAAGAACAUGUUGACUUGCAUUUGGAAGAAAGCAGCUUUGGACAAGGUAUGGAUAGAGUCCAGUGUUCUAGAGAUCUAGAAUUUGCUCAACAGCUUCAACAAGAAGAAGACAGAAAGAGGAGAUCUGAAGAAUCAAGACAGGAAAUGGAAGAAUUUCAGAACCUGCAGAGACAAUAUGGUUUAAAUAAUUCUGGAGGGUACAAACAGCAGCAGCUACGAAAUAUGGAGAUAGAAGUAAAUAGGGGAAGAAUGCAUCCAUCUGAAUUUCAUAGAAGAAAAGCUGAUAUGAUGGAAUCACUAGCUAUUGGUAUUGAUGAUGGAAAAACAAAAACUUCUGGAAUUAUGGAAGCACUUUAUAGGUAUUAUCAGAGUGCUGCCACAGAUGUGAGGCGUGUGUGGCUUUCUACAGUAGUGGAUCACUUUCAUUCAUCUUUUGGUGACAAAGGUUGGGGUUGUGGUUACAGAAAUUUCCAAAUGCUGCUUUCAUCAUUAUUGCAAAAUGAUGCUUAUGAUGAUUGCUUGAAAGGUAUGUCAGUUCCUUGUAUUCCAAAAAUUCAGUCUAUGAUUGAAGAUGCGUGGAAGGAAGGUUUUGAUCCCCAAGGUGCCUCUCAACUUAAUAACAGGUUACAGGGAACAAAGGCCUGGAUUGGAGCAUGUGAAGUAUAUACACUUCUGACCUCCCUAAGGAUAAAGUGUCGUAUUGUUGACUUUCACAAGUCAACUGGCCCUUUGGGUACACACCCUCGCUUAUUCGAAUGGAUAUUGAGCUACUAUUCUUCAGAGAGAGAAGGGAGUACAAAAGUACUGUGUACAUCUAAACCUCCUAUCUAUCUUCAGCAUCAAGGUCAUAGUCAAACAGUUGUUGGAAUUGAAGAGAGAAAAAACCGAACAUUAUGUUUACUAGUAUUUGAUCCUGGAUGUGCUUCCCGAGAAAUGCAGAAACUCUUAAAACAAGACAUGGAAGCUAGCAGUGUCAAGCAACUUCGGAAAUUUGUGGGGAAUUUAAAACAUAAGCAGUACCAGAUAGUGGCAGUAGAGGGUGUUCUUUCUUCAGAGGAGAAAAUUGCCAGGAGACAAGCUUCUCAAGUCUUUACAGCCGAGAAGAUCCCUUGAAGAAGUAAGCAUUUCAGUGAUUGUGGAAUUUUAUUUAUUUUCCAAAUUCAAAUAUUAAACUUUUAAUACAACAUAUGAAUUCUCUGAAUACUCCAUUUAUAAUUUAAUUUCUAAAAUUCUAAAUUAUCCCUUUAGUACUCCAUUGUUUAGUAGUUAUUCCAAUAAAAUAUCUUGUUUGUAUUGUGGGUUUUAUAUUUCUUAUCCAUGUUUCAAGAACUGGUUUUGUAUUAUAGUCAUAUGGCUAUUUAUUGGGUUCUUACUUGUUUUAGGUAUUCUCAGUAUUUUCCGUGUAUUAAUUAAUCUGCACAAUCGUUCUGUGAGACAAGUGCUGUUAUGAGCCUGCGAGGAAGCUGAGACUCUGAGAGGUUAGUAAUUUGCGCAAGAAAGUGGUCAUCAUCCGGAGUGUGAACCCAGACUGCUCACCUCCAGGCUCUCACCAUUACAGUGUUCUGCUUUCUUCUGUUAUUAUAUAUGUAAUGAAAUUCCCUCCUCCCUACUUAGAAAUAAUCUUAAUAUUUAAUAGGCAUAGCUCUAAAAAGAGGGAUUUGCUUUUGUUAAAUAUUUACACUCGUACUUAUACAACUGUGAUGUAGAGUGUUGUGUUUAAUGUGUCCUGUAGGAAAGAAACUUUCAGAUUCGUGUUGGAUUUGCCAUGUAAGGUUGCAAGCUAGAAUCCUACUCUGGCCAAUUUAAGCAGAAGAGAAUUCAUUCAAAUUAUCAGAAGCUCACAGAAUCCAUAGGUAACUAGGGAACUCUGCUAGAACAAAGGCAACAGUAGGGGCUAGAAUAUGGCAUAAUUUACAGCAGGGUCAAUCAGGCUAGGAGCAGAGGUAGAAUGUCUGCUCAAAUUUCAGAUUCCAGAGAGGGCACGUCUGAUUAGCAUGUGACCAUAUGCCAUGGGACAGAGGCAAUUUCUCAAAAGGAAAUCCGGGUAGAUGAAGAAAUGGAUAUUAAAUAACAAAAAAGAAAAGCAGUAAGUGUCUACUACCCCAUGAAAAAAUGAACAAGAACUUGUUUGAAUGAAGUUCUAUAAAUAUUAUUUAUGGCAUCAAAUACAGAAAGUUGCACUCCAAGAAUGAAUAAUAUGUAUAGCUGAUUCACUUUGUUAUAAAGCAGAAACUAACACACCAUUGUAAAACAGUUAUACUCCAAUAAAGAUGUUUAAAAAAAGUGUGUAUUAACAGCAAGAACUGACAAAACCAUAAACUUCAUAUUCUUAAAAAAUAAUAUUGCCAGCUGGAAAAUUCUGGAAACCAUCGUUUCUAAUAUUCUGUCAUCCAGACUGGUAAACAGGUUUCUACUCUAUAUCCCCAUGCAGUUACGCUCCUUCAUGCCAUCAUUAUCUCUUACCUAGACAAUGUAAUAACCUCCUAAAUGGUCUCCCUGUCUUGAUCCUCUGUCAGUCCAUCUCCCACUCGGAAGCCCCAUACCAUUCAAAAAUACAAAUGCGAUUUUGUGACUUCUAGUUGAGUCCUCUUCAUUGCUCAUGGUUAAAAUCCAAACAUCCCACACAGUCUGGGCCCUGCAUACCUCUCCAGUUUCAUCUCUCACCACUCUCAAAGUUUCACUCCUUUCAGCCUAAAGACCUUUGCCAAAAUACAGCUGGUGCUUCCUAGGGCCUUUACCCCCUUAGUUCUCCUCUUUAGAAAGGCUUCCACUUAGAAAUGCUUCCUGAACUGCUCAAGUUUGUAUUAAAUGCACCUUCUAAGUGUUUGAUAAGCAACGUUUCUCAAAGUAUAGAUUGCUGAGCUGCAAACCGCCAGC